CACCAACAGCAGUGCAUCUGACCAGAUCGCAUUACCGGCACAAGGCACAUUGUACGGCAACGAAAUCACAUAUUAUCAUUAUAGUUUUCAUUUGAUUCAUUACAGUAAUUCGUUGUUACCGGCCAUUAGUUUUGAACGGUUUUCUGUUUGUUUUUCGUUAUUUACCAAUUAGCUAAUGUGUUCGAUGCAAGGAGAAUACUUCGUAUUAAAUGAUAAACGGUUUCUAAUUUAAUUUGAAUUUUCAAAAUCAAGUGCUUUUCAUACUUUGCUGAAUAUCAGGUAUUAUAGUAGAAAAAAUUAUUUUCAAAAUAAAAUACUUGAAGAAUCGGGUAAAAUGGAAGAGUGGCUGAAAAUAACAUUGUGUGUAAGUUUGUUUGCAACUUUUCGGGACUUUCGACCAGUGGAUUCAUUUUAUACAUCAUAUUUAACCAGUCCAGCUGUAAAUUUUACUGCUGAACAAGUGACUGAAGAUAUUUAUCCAAUAAAUUCGUAUGCAACUACAAGUUUAGUAAUUAUUAUGUUUAUUGUCACAGACUAUGUGCUUUACAAACCAAUUGUAAUGCUGGACGCGUUUAGUUCAAUUGUGAUGUUUUUGUUAGUUUUGGAUCCUGUAACACUCUUAAAAUCAAAAUUGAGUAUGGUAUGUUUGGGUUUAACAUCAGCAUCCGAAUUAGCAUAUAUGUCUUACGCAUAUGCAAAGAUCCGUGACCGCAAACUAUAUCAAAAGAUGACAGGAAUCGUUAGAGGUUCAAAUCUCUUGGGUAAAUGUUUAUCGUCCACAUUUGCUCAAAUCGCAGUUUCAUUUUUAAACAUUGAGUAUGGAUUACUUGUGUAUAUUUCAUUAGCAGGUUCAUGUGUAGCAUUUGUUGUUGCAAUUUUUUUUCCACCAGUAUACUCAAGUAUUUAUUUUCAUCCCGAAGGUCCAAAAACUGCAACAUCAAAAGUCAUCUACAAUACAUUCCAUAAUCAAUAUCAGAAAGACCUUGGACCAUGUUUCGUUGAAAAAUCUCCAAAACCUGUUCGAGUAGUAUUGGAUCAGCUGUAUGCCGAAUUAAGAGAUGCGUACACUAAUCCAUAUUUAUUCAAGUACGGCAUAUGGUUUGCCUUCGCCACCGGAAUCUAUUUCCAGGUGUUGACAUACAAUGACGUUCUUUACUUGGGCUUAAACAAACGCGAUCCAGUUAACAAUAAGCUGUACAACGGUGGAAUCGAUGCUUUGGCUUUUAUAACUGGAGCAUUGUCUUCAUACUGCAUAGGAUUUUUGAAAGUUGAUUGGAAAUCCACAAGUAAUUUAUUCCUUUUUGUCGGUUCGCUUUUGUGUUGCAUAACGCUAUGUGUCUGUUACGUGACAACAUCAUUAAAUUUGGUGUACACAAUGUACAUUAUAUACUGUUUUGUAUUUCAAUCAAUGAAUGUUGUGGCUAGAUCCGAAACAGCCAAACAUUUAAAGCAUGACAGUUUUGCUUUUAUUUUUGGUGUCAUAUUUUUUAUUUCAUUAGUUGUGUCGAGUAUCAUUACAUAUUUGUUUGUACAAGGUACUAUUAUUUCAGUUUCAGUAAACGUACAGUUUCUGUUGUAUGGGUUGAUUAACGGUGGACUUGCUUUUUGGUUCUUUUUUCAAAUGUGUAUUGAAAAAUGUGUAACAAAAUAAUUAUACAAUAUUAGUUAUUUUUAAUAUU
Molecule: messenger RNA, 1679 nt
Organism: Melanaphis sacchari
Lineage: Eukaryota; Metazoa; Arthropoda; Insecta; Hemiptera; Aphididae
Product: thiamine transporter 2-like
Exons: 10
Coding region: 335-1651 (438 amino acids)
Biological process (GO): transmembrane transport; vitamin transport
Cellular component (GO): plasma membrane
Molecular function (GO): vitamin transmembrane transporter activity
Source: RefSeq, a predicted model, not a curated record